AUGGCCCCUCAAAGAGAGAUCCAUAACGAAAAGCCCAUGGAGCGGCUCGAGUCCUGGGAUAUGGUAUCCAUGUGGCUCGGUGAGAAGCAGGACGAUAUCCAGGACUGGUGGGACUUCUGUGGACCGCAACUGGCGACACUCGCCCAUGAAGCUGGCUAUAGCCCUAUGGCCCAGAUUGAACUACUUCUCUUCUUUCGCUCAAUUGUUUUACCAAAGAUUGGACGAUUCCCUCAUCCUUGCCGUCCAAAUUCAUGCGCCCAAACCCGAAGCAUACUCACCUAUGACGGGUCCCCUAUUGAGUAUAGUUGGAGAUGGAAUGUUUCUGCCAGCGACCGUCCCCAGAUCCGGUUUUGCGUCGAGCCAGCUGGACAUAGCUCAUGUGCCAGUGAGACUGUGGCUGGUAAGCUUCGUGCAACAGAUGGAAUCCUGGUGCAACUUGCAAAGCGACUGCCGAAUCUAGACCGUGGAUGGUACUAUUAUUUCCUAGACUCGUUGCACAUUGGCCGUUGGACAAAUGGUCCUCUCCAUGAUGACACACGUCCUUGGCAGGGACGAACACCACGAGUGCCAGUUGCCUUUGAAUUUACGCCGAAAGGAAUUUUCGCUAAGGUUUACUUCACUCCGCCAGCCACACCCGACAGUAUGACCUCUUUCAACACCAUUGCGCAUGCUGUGCGGCCAAUUUGUGACAAAGAUACUGCGGCCCUGAAUGAGUGUAUGUCGUACUUUGCCAGCGACCCUGUUGGGGCUACUGUUCGACCGGAUGUCUUGGCCAUUGACUGCGUCUCGCCUCUGAACUCACGUAUCAAACUGUAUGCAGGAACACCACUGACUACGUUCACGAGCGUCGUGUCCGUGAUCACGUUGGGCGGUCGCAUUUCAGUGCCUCAAAGUUCCAUCGAGGAGAUGUGGGCCUUGUUCCGCAUGGUCCUAUCGCUUGACGACAAUUUCUCGCGAGAUGAGGAACUCCCCGUGCAGAGUCCAUUCCAACCCAGCCACGCACACCGCGAAGACCACUAUAGCGGCUUACUCUACUACUUCAACCUUGCGCCGGGGGCACAGCUACCUGACGUGAAACUAAACAUACCCGUGAUCCGGUACGGGCGUUCAGACGAAGAUAUUGCACACGGGCUCCAACGAUUUAUGAUUUCGAGGCAGCGGGGACAAUACGUAGACGGAUUCCAGCGUGUUAUGGAAAUGAUUAGCCAGAGGCAGCAGCCCGGAAACGGACAUCGUAUACAAACAUAUAUCUCAUGUUCGGUUGAGAAGGACGGUUCUUUAUCAUUGACCUCGUACCUCAAUCCUGGAGUGUAUUGCUCAUCUGGAGCAUCCGAGGUCUAAACUUCUGAACAAGAGAUUCGAAGCAAAGGCUGUUUUGUACUCUUUGGCGCUUAUGGCUAGAUAUACAAUCAGUUGACAUGAUUUGGUUUCCUUUGACCUUAUUGAUUCCCUGUGAUGUAGGCUAGGACAGUUG
Messenger RNA from Aspergillus caelatus, 1474 nucleotides. Its product is annotated as aromatic prenyltransferase. The transcript has a single exon. Gene Ontology annotation, molecular function: transferase activity, transferring alkyl or aryl (other than methyl) groups. The record is from RefSeq and is a predicted model, not a curated record. Gene Ontology annotation, biological process: alkaloid metabolic process. Lineage: Eukaryota; Fungi; Ascomycota; Eurotiomycetes; Eurotiales; Aspergillaceae. The coding region runs from base 1 to 1341 and encodes 446 amino acids.